GCUUGCUGUGAGCUUUUGCUUUCAGCAACAUAAAAAUUAGUCAAAUUUACACUUAAAGCCUUUCAGUCAUGGGGACGAGUGUGGCGACGAAGAUCUUUGCUGUGCUUUGUGUUUUUCUGCUUUAUAGGACUCCACUUUUACUUCAAGCAGAGAAACACUCGUUGUAUUACAUUUACACGGCUUUGUCCAAACCUGUCAAUCAGCCGGGCAUCUAUGAAUUCAGCGCUAUGGGUCUGCUAGAUGACAGACAGAUCGACUCUUACAAUAGUGAGGAACAUGUAGACGAGCAGCUCAGAAACGGCACUCCUCCAGAUGUUCAUGUGUUUGCAAAAAGGUCUAUUAGUGACAAAUCCAAGCUGAAACUCACCUGUCUGGCCACCGGCUUCUACCCCAAAGACAUAUUCUUGACCAUCAGGAAAGAUCUCACAUCUCUGCCUGAAGAUGAGGUUGAAUCCACAGGAAUCAGACCAAACCAUGAUGAAUCCGUCCAGCUGAGGAAGAGUGUGGAGAUCAACGAGGAUGAAAAAGCAGAAUAUGAUUGUUUUGUGUCCCACAGAACCCUCAAAGAACCAGUUAUCGUCAAAUGGGGACAUCAGGAGAAAACUACUGAAUCAUUGACUGCAGCUUAUACUGAAGAACCUGUGCUUGAGAAAGGGUCUGCUGCAGGACGAGAGAAUGCUGGUGAAGCACCAGACAGCAGUGCCACUGUGUUCAUAUUUUCUCUCUCUCUCAUAUUACGUUUCAAUAUGCGAGCAAGUGUCACAACGAAGAUCUUUGCUCUGCUGUGUGUUUUUCUUCUUUAUGGGACUUUGCCUUCACUGCGAGCAGAGAAACACUCGCUGUAUUACAUUUACACGGCUUUGUCCAAACCUGUCAAUCAGCCGGGCAUCUAUCAGUUCACUGCUAUGGGUCUGCUAGAUGACAGACAGAUCGACUCUUACAAUAGUGAGGAACAGAGGAAGAUUCCCAAACAGCAGUGGAUGAAAGAGAAAAUGCAGGAGGAUUACUGGGAAAAAGGCACCCAGUCCAGAAAGAGCAAAGAACAGUGGUUUAAUGUGAAUGUUGAUAUUCUGAUGAAACGCAUGAGACACAAUGAAUCAGAUCUUCAUGUUCUUCAGUGGAGACACGGUUGUGAAGUUGAGCGGGAGGGAGAUGAAGUGAAGUUUUCCAAAGGCAUUAGUGAGUACGGCUAUGAUGGAGAAAACCUUCUGUCUUUUGAUAUUGAAGAGUCUCAGUGGGUCGCCGCAGUUGACGCAGCUGUACCAACCAAGAGAAAAUGGGAAAGCGUGCCGAUCCUAAACCAAUACACCAAAGGCUACCUGGAGAUAGAGUGUGUGGACUGGCUCAACAAAUUCAGAGAAUAUGGAAAUGAGGAGCUCAGAAAAGCCUCUCCUCCAGAUGUUCACAUGUUUGCAAGGAAAUCCAGUGAAACCAAGCUGAAACUCACCUGCCUGGCCACCGGUUUCUACGCCAAAGACGCGACGAUGACCAUUAGGAAAUAUUGCACAUCUCUGCCUGAAGAUGAGGUUGAAUCCACAGGAAUCAGACCAAACCAUGAUGAAACCUUCCAGCUGAGGAAGAGUGUGGAGAUCAAUGAAGAUGAAAAAGCAGAAUAUAAUUGUUUUGUGUCCCACAGAACCUUCAAAUCAAUUAUCAUAAAACUGGGACAAGCUACUGGAUCAUUGAACGCUGAAGCAUCUGCUGGACGAGAGAGAGCUGGAGAAACAUCAGACAGCUGUGUGACUGGCUCUCCGGAGAAAGUCAUUCAAACUGAGAAACACUCGCUGUAUUACAUUUACACGGCUUUGUCCAAACCUGUCAAUCAGCCGGGCAUCUAUCAGUUCACUGCUAUGGGUCUGCUAGAUGACAGACAGAUUGACUAUUACAAUAGUGAUGGACAGAGAAAGAUUCCCAAACAGCAGUGGAUGAAAGAGAAAAUGCAGGAGGAUUACUGGGAAAAAGGCACCCAGUCCAGAAAGAGCAAAGAACAGUGGUUUAAUGUGAAUGUUGAUAUUCUGAUGAAACGCAUGAGACACAAUGAAUCAGAUCUUCAUGUUCUUCAGUGGAGACACGGUUGUGAAGUUGAGUGGGAGGGAGAUGAAGUGAAGUUUUCCCAGGGGGCAAUCCUGUAA
This is a messenger RNA of Sinocyclocheilus rhinocerous, 2132 nucleotides long. RefSeq lists its product as uncharacterized. The coding region runs from base 69 to 2132 and encodes 687 amino acids. Gene Ontology annotation, cellular component: external side of plasma membrane. NCBI's taxonomy places the organism in Eukaryota, Metazoa, Chordata, Actinopteri, Cypriniformes, Cyprinidae. The record is from RefSeq and is a predicted model, not a curated record. The transcript is spliced from 15 exons. Gene Ontology annotation, biological process: immune response.